Messenger RNA from Carassius carassius (crucian carp), 728 nucleotides. Its product is annotated as guanine nucleotide-binding protein G(I)/G(S)/G(O) subunit gamma-5-like. Bases 65 to 283 code for a protein of 72 amino acids. Lineage: Eukaryota; Metazoa; Chordata; Actinopteri; Cypriniformes; Cyprinidae. The transcript has 3 exons. The record is from RefSeq and is a predicted model, not a curated record. Gene Ontology annotation, cellular component: heterotrimeric G-protein complex. Gene Ontology annotation, biological process: G protein-coupled receptor signaling pathway. Gene Ontology annotation, molecular function: G-protein beta-subunit binding.
UGUGUGCGCGCGCGCGCGUGAGUGUGAAACUUCCGCAAACUCUCUUCGGAGUCCGUCAGUCAUCAUGUCCAACAAUAACGCGAGCAGCAGCAGUGUGGCUGUGGCACAGAGAGCCGUCAAACAGCUCAGACUAGAGGCCAAAAUACGACGAAUUAACGUUUCUCAAGCUGCCACAGACCUGAAGAACUUCUGCCUGCAGAACGCCCAUAAAGACCCGCUGCUGGUGGGUGUGCCGUCCAGCGACAACCCCUUCCGCCCGCCCAAGUCCUGCGGCCUCCUCUGAACAUCUGCUGUCUGAUCACACCCAGAGCUGGUGAAGCGUUUCAGAUGAUGUGGCUGUCUUCUGCUGUGUGUUUCUACCUUUACACUACUCCAUAAAGAGCUCCUGGAGCACUACACACACACAAACACUACUUAGCAUAGCAAAAAAAGAAAUAUUUCUACUGUUCAUUUUCUUCAUAUCUGCAGUUGCUGUCUAUUUCUAUGAACUGUAUUAAGAGUGAUGAUGUUGACUCUGCUGAAUUAACACUGUAUGGUACAAUCAACUCUAAAACCCAUAACACAUCCCAUGUUUUGAAAGGAAUUUUAUGUACCAAACACUAUUUUAUUUGUAAUGCGUAUUUUAUAAAACAAAAAGACUUCCUUGAAGAUUGUAUGAAGUUUUCCCUGGUUUAUGUCGAAGGAACGAAAUAAUUAAACGAUUAGAGAGUUUUUCCUGUUCGAAAUGA